ACAACAAAGAAGUUUGAAGCCGGUAUUGUGGUUGUCACGCUUAGUCUAUUUGGAUUGAAUAAAGUUAGCUAAACAUUAAGCUAUAGACUGAUUUAGCGUUUGAUAUUAUUCUCCAAUCGUUCAGUUCGAGUUAGUUAUUUUGUAAUAAUGAACUUCGAAAAGCAGUCACCACUUCUGCUUGAUGAAGUAAGUCAACAAAUUUUGAUGCAGACCCCUCUUCAUUACGCAUGUUAUGUCGGAGACGGGCAUCUGCUUGACACACUUAUUGGUCGUGCAUUGUUAUAUAACAAUAAUAACGGCGAUGCAUCUUCUGCUUGUGUUGGAGCUUUGAUUUCUGAAGAAGAUUCAUUGAACGGCUGGACACCAGCACACUGGGCCGCGUUUUAUGGACAGUUGAGUUGUUUGAUGAAAUUGCAUGUGAAACAGCACAGUGGUUGUGUGGACAUUCCCACACACAGAUCCCACACAUCUCCUCUACAUCUAGCAGCACAGUCUGGCGCUGUCCUCUGUCUCAAGUACCUUCUGCAGUGUGGUGCUGCCAGAAACAAACAGGAUUUUAUGGGAGAGACUCCUCUCCAUAAGGCUGCCAAAGCUGGCAACACAGACUGUGUGGCAUUGUUGGUCAGCCAUGGAGCUUCAUUAGACAUGAAAAACCACAGAGGCCUUGUCCCGUCUGAUGUAGCGGAGCAGUCUAACCACCCGGCGCUGGCACAGCUUUUAAGGAGAGCGCUAGAACAGGCAGAGUUCAACAGCUCCAACUCAUGGCCGCUGCCUAUUUCUGAGCUCAACGGAAGCUUGACACAUUCCCCACCCAACAUAUUCCAUUCCUCAUCUAUGUUUAAUUCCCACACAAUGAAAGAUAUGUCGGACUCUAAUAUUUUUAUGAAUGGUGAGCUGAUUUCCAACAGAGAUGCACCAGAUUCCUCUGCUAUGGAAGAGGGGGAACAGGAAAUGACUGAGCAUUGUUCUCAAGUUGUUGAGAGUGAUGGGCCUUUGUUAGGGAAAUGUUUUGGAGGAAUGAAAAGGUCAUUUGAUGAUGAGGAAGAUGUCAUUACACAUAUCCAGAAGCGCAGGUGUUUUGUUCCUGCAUCACAGAAAAGUCAUGCAGAAAGAUAUGGAGACGCUUGCAACAACAACAUCAUAUCGUCCUACAGCGGGGUGCUUGCAAUGAGAGUUGAGCCGUUAAAAAUCUGCUCAGAUUCCCCUCCAACUACCAUCAAGCCUGGCAGUCCUGUCACACAGCAGUCUUCUAUGAUGGAGCAUCAGGCAUCAGUCUUGGCACAGCAGGGCUACGAUAGCACCCUCAUGAACACAAUGAGCAGUGUUUUCCAUUAACCCUUAACUAACCAGACUUUUUAAAAAAACUGACUACUCCUCCUCUGAGCCAGCCUGUGAAGGGGUGUACUUUUAAUAAAGAUUAGAUUAUAGAAUAUUGUUAAGAACACCAAUGUUUACACUUUUUAAACUUCACAUAAGAAAUCUUGUAAUAAUUAUCAGAUUUGACAGUUUGGCCUAUUGUUUGAUAACAGACAAGUGUAAUCUGGUUUAAGGUCUGUUGUGUGUUUAAAGGAAAAUAUGUAGCCUUCUGUGCUUUGAAAGUUCUCCUUUUUACCCCACUCUUUCUCUGAAACAAAUAAUUAUUUAUCCUCGUUCAAGAUUACUUAAGUUCAUAGUGUUGACAGAUGGUCAUUAUCAGUUUAUUUGACCAUACU
Messenger RNA from Physella acuta, 1712 nucleotides. RefSeq names its product ankyrin repeat domain-containing protein 10. Gene Ontology annotation, molecular function: protein binding. The record is from RefSeq and is a predicted model, not a curated record. Lineage: Eukaryota; Metazoa; Mollusca; Gastropoda; Physidae.